Diutina rugosa is the source of this 654-nucleotide messenger RNA. RefSeq lists its product as uncharacterized. Gene Ontology annotation, biological process: vesicle-mediated transport; protein secretion. The transcript has a single exon. Lineage: Eukaryota; Fungi; Ascomycota; Pichiomycetes; Serinales; Debaryomycetaceae. The coding region runs from base 1 to 654 and encodes 217 amino acids. Gene Ontology annotation, cellular component: Golgi membrane. The record is from RefSeq and is a predicted model, not a curated record.
AUGAAUACGGAAACCAUACAACUGGACCAGACACCGAUGACGCUGGAAUCUCAGCAACAACCCCAGCCAAUGACAUUUAUGGAGCGAAUCAGACAAAGUUCACACCCUUUGUGCCUCGUCAUAUACAUGAUACUAAGAGUGGCACCGAUAUUCAUCUACAUAUUUGGGGGCCUUUUCAUUGGCUUUAUAACAAAAAAGAAUCAAUUCAUUGUCACAUUCAUAACAAUCAUUUUGUUGGUGUGUGCUGAUUUUUGGAACCUCAAAAAUAUUGCAGGGCGUUUGUUGGUAGGGCUUAGAUGGUGGAAUGAAACUAUUCCUUUAGAGGGACAUCCUGGCGAGUUCGAGAAUGUUUGGGUAUUUGAACUGGCAGAUCCCCUGCGCUAUAUCAAUCCUAUCGACAGCUACAUUUUCUGGUUGUUGAUGUACGCGGUGCCAGCAGCUUGGGUCGUUUUGGCUAUCAUGGCUGUGUUGAAGCUUGAGUUCUUGUAUUUGAUUUUGGUGGCAGUGGCAUUGUCAUUGAGUUGCACUAAUUGUAUGGCUUUCACAAAAUGUGACAAAUUUGGUAAAGCCAACGUUGUGGCAAACAAUGUCAUGGGUUCGGUCUUCUCACAAGUAAGCGAUGGAGUGCUUGGGAGAUUCUGGAACAGACAAUGA